GAGUACCGCUCCAGUCUUGCUGCUUCCCUUGCUGGGUCAACUGCCGUCGGGGGGUCACUAACACCAGCUAAGUGGAGUCAACUAAUGUCAGAGGUCACAAUACUCUGCCGAGUUGGGUCAGCUACCGUUGGGGGUCAGCAUCAUCAUUAGCUGAGUGGGGUUAAUUACCGUCGGGGGUCAUCGUCAGUCGAAUAGGGUCAACUACCGUCGAGGUCACUAUAAUCUGCUUCUCUACACUUGCCCCCGAGAUGUCGCAUCUCUGGCCCUUACAGCUGGGAUAACGAGUUCUACGAGAGUGAGGAGGAAGGGGGGGCGCCUUGCAGCACUAUGUUCCAUUACUGCCCCGUCCACACCUGGAAGAGAGAGCACGUGCGCGGGUGGGUGUUCUCUGUGUGCCAGGAGAACAACAUCGACGCUGACCACCUGGGGGGCUUCGGGGGCUUCACGGGACCCCAGCUGCUCAACAUGACUCAGGAGCAGUUCCGUGAGGUCAAUCCUCUCCACGGUAAACUGUUCUACGACCGUCUUCACCGCUUGGUCCGCACCACUAGUUCCUAUGGUGGGUACGACUGCCAGCCACAGCUAACUCUGGAGAACACGUCCGGCAGCGCCUCCAACAGCGCCACCUACUACGAACUACAGCCCAAAGCCGCUACCCAUCCCCAAGAGAACUGGAGCAACUGCUACCCAUAUUACGAGUACCAGCCUGAGCAUUACUCCUGUACUCGAGGAUACUCCACGCCGACUUCAGAUGUCAAGGACGAGUCCGUAGAAGACCGUACUUUGGAUAUGUUCGACAGGUUGCACGUGAAUCGCAAGGACAGCUACAGAGAGGACUGCCUCUCAGUCAGCAGUGGUGGCGGGUAUUCUCUUCCAGGAGCAACGGGUUGCGGGUAUUCUUCUCACGGAACGUGCGGUGUGUAUUCACCAGCCGGAGCGACGGAUUGCGGGUAUUCGUCCGAGGCGACGGGUAUUGGGUAUUCUGUGCCCGGAGUGACCCCGCCCCCCACCUCCACCCACCUAUCACAAUUUUCAUCCUGCCAAGCUAAAAACAGAAGAGGACGUGGAGAUCGAGGCCCUAAGCUGUGGGAGUUCCUGCUGGACCUGUUGAAGGACCCGACCUGUAACCCGAGCAUCAUCCGCUGGGAGAAUGAAGAGGAGCACAUCUUCCGGCUCACCAACCAGCACGAGGUGGCUCAGCGAUGGGGCCAGCGCCGACCUAAGGAUGGCUCUCUGCCUUAUGAUUACUUUGCUCGCGCUCUCAGGUACCAUUACAAGUCCGGAAUGUUGGUCUCCGUUCCGGAAAGGAAGCUGGUGUACAAGUUUGGGCCCCGAGUGUUCGAAGAGAGACGAUGAUGACACGUCGUCCACCGGAUCUCCGAUUUCCCAGGGAACUAAUGCUCAAAAUGUGGCCUUUUUGUGUGCUUCAAAAUACACAGGGGCAUGCGCGCGCAGUCUCGUCACUUGGAAUAAACAUACGCGCUCAGUCUCGUCACUUCGAGUCGACUUGCGCGCGCAAUCUCGUCACUUCGAGUCGAGAAAGAGUGCAAGCAGCUGCAUAAGACCGGCCCGGACAAGGCGUCAACAUAGCCCUUGAACAAAUGUCUUUCUCCCAUUGUGAUGUGCGGCUGUCAACUUGUGCAGCGUUACCAGAGACGUCAAAAGCGUUACCAGAGACGUCAGCAGCGUUACCAGAGACGUCAGAAGCGUUACCAGAGACGUCAGAAGCGUUACCAGAGACGUCAGCAACGUUACCAGAGACGUCAGCAGUGUUACCAGAGCGUCAGCAGCGUUACCAGAUACAUAAAGAGUGUGACUAAAGGCGAUAGAAAUUUAGUGGGUCAACACAUAUGUGGGAGAUAAGGGAGGCUGCGGUCCCACCGUCCACCAGAGCUGUCUUCACUACGCUCUGUGCUCAUCUCAGCCCUCCCACACUGGUCUCUAGGCCUUCAGGUGUCACCCUCCCACACUGGUCACUAGGCCUUCACGUGUCACCCUCCAAAACAUGUCCUCCAGAGAACAGAGCCGUGAGUAAUUACACGAAAUAGUCGUCUCACCUCCCCAUUACAAAGAUAUACACUUUACCUGUGAGUGUUACCAGACGUGCCUGGAGAGUCACCUCACACGUCACAACGUGCCUGGAGAGUCACCUCACGCGUCACAACGUGCCAGGAGAGUCACCUCACACGUCACAACGUGCCUGGAGAGUCACCUCACGCGUCACAACGUGCCUGGAGAGUCACCUCAUGCGUCACAACGUGCCUGGAGAGUCACCUCAUGCGUCACAACGUGCCUGGAGAGUCACCUCAUGCGUCACAACGUGCCAGGAGAGUCACCUCACGCGUCACAAGGUGCCAGGAGAGUCACCUCACGCGUCACAACGUGCCUGGAGAGUCACCUCACGCGUCACAACGUGCCUGGAGAGUCACCUCACGCGUCACAACGUGCCUGGAGAGUCACCUCACGCGUCACAACGUGCCAGGAGAGUCACCUCACGCGUCACAACGUGCCAGGAGAGUCACCUCACACAUCACAACGUGCCUGGAGAGUCACCUCACACGUCACAACGUGCCUGGAGAGUCACCUCACGCGUCACAACGUGCCUGGAGAGUCACCUCACACGUCACAACGUGCCUGGAGAGUCACCUCACGCGUCACAACGUGCCUGGAGAGUCACCUCACGCGUCACAACGUGCCAGGAGAGUCACCUCACGCGUCACAACGUGCCUGGAGAGUCACCUCACACGUCACAACGUGCCUGGAGAGUCACCUCACACGUCACAACGUGCCUGGAGAGUCACCUCAUGCGUCACAACGUGCCUGGAGAGUCACCUCAUGCGUCACAACGUGCCUGGAGAGUCACCUCGUGCGUCACAACGUGCCUGGAGAGUCACCUGAUGCGUCACAACGUGCCUGGAGAGUCACCUGAUGUGUCACAACGUGCCUGGAGAGUCACCUCACGCGUCACAAGGUGCUACACCAUCAAUACUUACAUUAAUAUAUUUACCAACAAAGACAAAACACUUAUCCUAAGCUCAUCAUGUGUACAAACUCAUAAAAUAAUAUUAAUAUAAAUUUGAGAUAAUAA
Messenger RNA from Procambarus clarkii (red swamp crayfish), 3088 nucleotides. Lineage: Eukaryota; Metazoa; Arthropoda; Malacostraca; Decapoda; Cambaridae. The record is from RefSeq and is a predicted model, not a curated record.